AUGAGACGGCCGAAAGAUGCCUCUGCCCCAUGGACGCAUCGCGAAUUAGUGUCGCUUACAACACCAGGUGGGGAAUACAUCAUGAUCAAUUUCGGAGUCGUCGAAGGUGCCAUCAAUCCAAACAUGUUACCACAUCCUAAAUUGAACGACACAUGGAUCCUCGUUGCACAACACGGUAAACUAAAAGGAUUCCCGAAUUUCUCUCCCGAGGAAUCAUUUUACUUUGAUGAAUUGACAUGCCUGGCAAAUUUCACGUCUCCGGGAACAUUACAAUGCAUGACUCCGCCUCUGCUACUCCCGAUAGCCAAUGCACCAAACAGCCAUGGGUGUGUAGGCAAGAGUAUCUGGAUUCUUUCUACCAAUAUUGGUCCUCAUGAUGCUCGAGUGGUCUAUGGUCCGGAGUUUCCAAUCAUUGUAUACGGAGAGAAAUCACAAUACACCUGCUUCAGUCUAUGGAUGCAAGAUUUUCGCGUCCUUGUGGACUGGGAAUACGACACAUCUUGGGACAGAGUAACGGCAGUCAAUACCUCUGGCUUACGGCAUGCUGUCGAAAUGCAGCGCCCGCCGCCUAUUGGAAUUGUAGAGAAGAACUAUUUUCUUUUCUGGGAUUUCGAAAACCAAAUGUACGCUCAUUUCGAUAUUGCACCUGAACGUGCUUUCGCAAAAAUCGAGAACGACGGCUCUGUGGGCCCAAACCUCGCAUCCGAUGUGUCCAUCACCGAUCUGGAGUGUAUGAACAAGUAUAUGCCCAAGACUGGUCCAGAAUUGGAGGACAUCCACCAAGCAACGAAUUCUUUGUCCAUCACCCUUUGUGACCGCGCGGAUCCCAAAUGUAGUCCAGACACUGAGAACACCUUCAUAAUGACAAUAUGGCAGUGGAAAUCCUACCAUUCCUUCCAUGGUGCUUACGAGCCAUAUCUUGCACUUUUUAAGCGAAUGGCACCCUUCGAGCUCUAUGGCUUGACCACGAAACCUUUCUGGAUGCGAGGCCGAGGCGGAUUUGGCGAGGGAAGGCUGCCUGAUCCAAACGCAAAUGACCAGAUAAAGGCUGAAUGGAACCAGACCGAGAUGCUCUACGUUACGAGUAUGGCCUGGAAAGAACCUGGUCUUAGAUAUCAUGGCUUCCUGGACGAUAUCAUCUGGAUUGGUUUUGGUAUCGAGGACAACUACACCGCGGCUAUGGACGUGAAAGCAAGAGAUUUGUUUCCCGAUCUGCAGCGAUGCCAGUUGCCAUGA
Molecule: messenger RNA, 1236 nt
Organism: Pseudovirgaria hyperparasitica
Lineage: Eukaryota; Fungi; Ascomycota; Dothideomycetes; Acrospermales; Acrospermaceae
Exons: 1
Coding region: 1-1236 (411 amino acids)
Source: RefSeq, a predicted model, not a curated record